AGACUGACGCGUUGACUCCGCCCCAUUUCCUUCGAGCUGGGGUCGGGGUCACAGAUCAUGACGGGGCAACACUUCUCGAUACGAGACCGGAAUCAAAGUUCAUAUUGUUACCGACUCAACCAGCGUUAUAGCUUAAUGUGGAGAACCGUUUCCACAUAAUUUGGUCCUUUUGAGAGCAACUUUGAAAGCAGUAUAGCUUUGUUUCGGACAGACCAGAAAGCCAGGAAAGGCCACAUAGGGAACACCGCUUGCCCCGUCACCUAAAGUUGGCUAUCAACCCCAUCUGGUUCACCCUCCCCCUGCUUCCGCUACUUGCACUCAUAGACAACAUGGACGUAAGUCUCUGAAAACAACCAAUAAAAGUAUAACAAGCUCCGUCUCCAAAUCUAGCCGGUGUACACCACGUUCUGUUGGGAUAUAUCCUGCUGAUGCUCUCUGAAAUAAGAGAAAGCUAUCAUGGCACCUUUGUGCACAAGUGUAAAUUCUCUCCGCAGAACCUCUUCAUAGAAUGUAUUAUAUGUUAAAUCUAUAAAAACAAUUUAUAACAAGAAGGCAAGGAAAACUAUAGCUGUAAAUACAACAUUUAAUUUGUGUCUUUCUUGAAGUGUCAUUCUCAUUUUGUAGUUUUUUGUUCUUUAUAAUGGUUACCCCUUUGCUUGUUUUUUUUUCUCCCUCUGUGUUACCUUUUACAUUCUGCCUCUUAACUGUAUGUUAUUGUAUUAUGACAUGAAUUCCAAUUAUCUUUUGAUGUAUUUUGAAUUUGUUAAUUAAAGUUUGGGAAGAGAAAAAAAAAACUUUGUCACGUGAUUUAACGGAAGCGCCAGCCGGCGAUCUAUGAAACAAGAUGGCAUCGCCACCGGGUGGAGGAGAUCAAGGAGACUCCAGAGAUCCGAUAUUGGAAAUAGCAGCAAAAUUAUUAACAGAUUUUAUCUAUGAGCGGAUCUGUCGAUAUUGGGGGAGCAAUACUGUGACCAGGCAACAGCUGGGUGGAGAAGAGCUGUGUGACCCACGUCUUAAGGACAUCAGUGACUGUCUACAACAGAUUGGAGAUGAACUGGAUGGAAAUGCAAAUUUCCAGGAGUUGAUAAACACUCAGCCUCUCAUUCUUACAAGUGAGAUGUUUAUAGAAGUUGCCCGAGAGCUAUUUUCUGAUGGAAAAUUCAAUUGGGGCAGGGUGGUUGCUCUCUUCUACUUCGCCUGUCGACUCGUAAUCAAAGCUCUAAAAAGAAAAAUUCAUGACAUCAUCAGAACCAUAAUUACGUGGACUAUGGACUACCUCAGGGAACACAUGGCCAACUGGAUAAGGGAGCAAGGUGGCUGGGAGGGUAUUCGUUCCUACGUUUGCACUCCCACAUGGCAGAUGUUGGCGGUAUUCCUGGCAGGACUAGUGACCGCUGCGUUUGUCAUUUGCAAGAAGUGAGGGGCACGUGAAGCGCAGACAUGAGAAAGAUGGGAUGGACUACGAUAAUCAGUUCCCAGAGUCUGAACCAGACAUGGAGAAGCUGCAUUCAGCUUCUAUGCUCCACAUGUCUGGAACAAACUCCCAGAAAGCCUCAGAUCAGCUGAAACACUCAGUUUAUUUAAAUCCAGG
Molecule: messenger RNA, 1591 nt
Organism: Melanotaenia boesemani (Boeseman's rainbowfish)
Lineage: Eukaryota; Metazoa; Chordata; Actinopteri; Atheriniformes; Melanotaeniidae
Product: apoptosis regulator BAX-like
Exons: 6
Coding region: 845-1420 (191 amino acids)
Biological process (GO): mitochondrial fusion; positive regulation of apoptotic process; intrinsic apoptotic signaling pathway in response to DNA damage
Cellular component (GO): mitochondrial outer membrane
Molecular function (GO): protein heterodimerization activity; protein homodimerization activity; channel activity
Source: RefSeq, a predicted model, not a curated record